Messenger RNA from Aphanomyces astaci, 942 nucleotides. RefSeq lists its product as hypothetical. Gene Ontology annotation, molecular function: metallopeptidase activity. The coding region runs from base 1 to 942 and encodes 313 amino acids. The record is from RefSeq and is a predicted model, not a curated record. Lineage: Eukaryota; Oomycota; Saprolegniomycetes; Saprolegniales; Verrucalvaceae. The transcript has 4 exons. Gene Ontology annotation, biological process: proteolysis.
AUGGGAAUCCGGCUGGAUGCGUUGAACGACUUGCACGCCGUCUUGGCCACUGUCGCUACGGCUGGCUCCGUCACGGAACUCCCCGAGUCUGUGAACAAGCUCAUCGACAUAUCUCCAUUAGACUUUUACCAAUAUGCAUGUGGCGCGUGGUACAACGAUGCUGUGAUACCCCCGGACAUACACCGAAUUGAUACGUCAUUCAACAAGAUAGGCAUCCAAAACGAAGCCGUAUUGACGAAGAUUUUCUCUCACAACAAGACCAAGCUUGGUAAGUGUGGUGAGUUCUACAACUCCUGUUUGGACACGGCUACGCUAUCGUCGCUCGGACUGACUCCGCAGGAGGACUGGUUCAAAGCCAUUCGAGUUGAUGACAACGACUCGACCAAGAACGCCCUCUUCGGUUUCCAAGCCCCCCUGCCGCUGGACUCAUUUUACUACACCCCUUCCCAGUGGGAGUACGCCGAACCCAUGCACAAGGAAGUGGCCGCCGCCGUGCCAGUGAUCACGCGUUUCGAGGACACUCUGGCCAAUGUGGACCUCAAUGAGCUCCAGGAGAUAGAGGCCGUUGUGUCUCCGUAUACUGCGUUGACGUACUAUCAAAUGGACCAGAAGUACCCGCUGCUUCUCGGCUCGUGGCUCAAGACCAACGGAUUCAACGUCCGCGACGAGUACAGUGGGUCGAACGACUGGGUGGGGUUUAAAGACUUGACACGACCGAAGGAAGAGUUAUUGAAGAACACGACGCUGGACAACCUCCGCACCGUCAUGGAGAACAAGCUCAUCCAUGCCUCGUCGAAACACUUGACCCUGAAUUCCGCAAGUACAACUGGAACUUCUUCGGCAAGACCAUCCGUGGCAAAGAGGUGGAACCUUCACGUGAAAAGUUCUGCAUAUCUGAGACGGGCGACACCAUCGAUGAAUUCUUGGGCCAGUACUUCUUAG